Messenger RNA from Prunus avium (sweet cherry), 1116 nucleotides. Its product is annotated as glutamate receptor 3.6-like. Gene Ontology annotation, cellular component: membrane. Gene Ontology annotation, molecular function: ligand-gated monoatomic ion channel activity. NCBI's taxonomy places the organism in Eukaryota, Viridiplantae, Streptophyta, Magnoliopsida, Rosales, Rosaceae. The record is from RefSeq and is a predicted model, not a curated record.
AUGGAUGAUGUUCAAGGGGUUCUUACUUCUUUGCAUUUCCUUGCACAAAAUCAUGAAUUGAUGAAAAGGAGGACCAGGACUGUUGGAUAUUGGUCCAAUUCUUCUGGCCUAUCAGUUGACCCUCCAGAGAAGCCCCAAAGGAAGCAGCAAUCUAAUGGUUCCAGUACAAGUACUCAACAACUAUACAGCGUCAUCAGGCCGGGACAAACAACUCAGAAGCCUCGUGGGUGGGUUUUCCCAGACAAUGGAAGAAAGCUCAGGAUUGGAGUCCCAGAUCGAGUUAACUAUGCUGAGUUUGUGAGAGUAUUAGGCACUGAUAUAACUGGUUUUUGCAUUGAAGUCUUUCAAGCUGCAUUGAAUGAGUUACCAUAUGGUGUCCCAUAUAAAUUUGUCCCGUUUUGGGGUGAUGAAAAAACCCCGGAAAAACUUCUGCGCAGGAUCCAAAUUGGUGAGCCUGACGGUGUUGUAGGAGAUAAUGCCAUCACCACUAGCAGAACAAAACUUGCGGAUUUUACACAGCCAUUUAUUGAGUCUGGGCUAGUUGUAGUUGCUCCAUUAAGGAAGUUGAACUCUAGUGCUUGGACUUUUCUGAGACCUUUUACUCCAAUGUUGUGGGGUGUCGCAUGUAUUUUCUUCCUAGUUGUGGGAGCAGUUGUUGGGAUUUUGGAGCACCACGACGAUUUCCGGGGCCCUCCAAGAAAACAAUGUGUGACUAUUGUUUGGUUUAGCUUUUCAACUUUGUUCUCUACCCACAAUAAAUAUAACUGGCUGAUCUUAACACAUGCAGAAUUAAAAACUGACAGCACGCUUGGUCGGUUUGUGCUAAUCAUAUGGCUAUUUGUAGUUCUAAUGAUAUACUCAAGCUACAUUGAAAGCCUGAACUCAAUCCUCACAGUAGAGCAGCUUUCUUCCCCCAUUAAAGGCAUUGAAAGUUUAGCAACAGGUAAUGAUCCCAUUGGUUUCCCAAAAGGUUCCUUUGUUGGAAAAUAUUUGACAGACGAGCUAAACAUACACAGGUCAAGACUUGUGCCCCUCAACUCACCAGAAGAAUUUGAGAAAGCCUUGAAAGAUGGAGCGAGCGCAGGCAGUAUUGCUGCAGUGGUUCACGAGCGUUAG